Messenger RNA from Penicillium samsonianum, 1263 nucleotides. RefSeq lists its product as uncharacterized. The record is from RefSeq and is a predicted model, not a curated record. The transcript has 6 exons. NCBI's taxonomy places the organism in Eukaryota, Fungi, Ascomycota, Eurotiomycetes, Eurotiales, Aspergillaceae. Gene Ontology annotation, biological process: secondary metabolite biosynthetic process. Gene Ontology annotation, molecular function: monooxygenase activity; FAD binding. Bases 1 to 1263 code for a protein of 420 amino acids.
AUGCAGCCUCACUCUACACACCUUCAGAAGACAUUCGUUCAAUUGGAUAUCAUUGUCGUCGGGGCAGGCCUUGCAGGUCUCGCUGCAGCGGUGUCAAUCUCCCUCUCCGGUCACCGGGUGACGGUAAUUGAGUCAGCCAAAGAACUCCUCGAGAGGUGGGGGCUCCCUGACAGACUAUGGCUCAGUGCCGCCGAGCCUCGAGCUCUGAUCGUGCACCGAUACUCCGGUAAGGUGCUUGCAAGAGAGGAAAACUUCGAUAAGAAGAUCCGUAGCCAGUACAGUGCUCCGUUCAUCGAUCUACAUCGGGUUGAUUUGCAGCUCGCGCUAUACGAGAAAGCCAAAGAGCUAGGCGUUGGGUUCAAGCUUGGGGAGAAGGUUGUUAGUGUUGACUUCCACUUGCCCAGCGUGACAACCGAGUCUGGCUUCACAAUGAGGGGAGACCUCGUCGUCGCAGCAGACGGAUUAUGGUCACGAUGCCGCUCAAAUUUUCUUGGAGCUGACGAUAUGCCUCGAUCGACUGGGGAUUUGGCGUAUCGAGUCGUGCUAGACCUGCAUCAGCUUGAUGACCCUGAGCUUAGGUCUUGGGUCAAGAACCCGACCGUGCACUUUUGGAUCGGACCUGGGGCACAUGCUGUGGGCUAUUCAUUGCGCGAUGGGACGAUGUAUAACAUCGUUUUACUUGUCCCCGAUGAUCUUCCUCUAGGAGUCAGUCGACAGUCUGGCUCAGUCGAAGAAAUGCAGGCACUUUUCAAGGAUUGGGACCCCAUUCUUGGAAGAUUUUUGAGUGUGGUCGACCGGGUUGACAAGUGGAAGUUGAUGCAUAGGGAGGAACUUCCUUCCUGGGUCAACGAGAAGUCGAACUUUGUUUUCGUUGGCGAUGCCUGUCACCCAAUGCUACCGUAUCUAGCCCAGGGCGCCAACUCUGCUGUAGAGGAUGGUGCCGUUUUAGGUCUUAUCCUGGGUCACUUGAGAUCGAAAGACCAGUUACCCAAAGCUUUGAAGAUGUAUGAAGACUUGCGCAAAGCCCGGGGUGACGCUAUCGUCAAGGAAACCUUUAAGCAGCGAGAUUCCUUUCACAUGGCAGACGGUCCAGAUCAGGAAGCGCGAGACAAGAUCUUCCUAUCGCAGCUCGGCGAGUCACAGAUUCAAGGGCCCUUCCCUAGCAAAUGGACUUGUCCCCAAGUUCAGCCAUGGCUAUAUGGCUAUGAUGCUUUUGAGAUAGUGGAAAAGGCGGUUCUGAAGGAUCCGUUCAUGUUGGAUUAG